Molecule: messenger RNA, 5122 nt
Organism: Scophthalmus maximus (turbot)
Lineage: Eukaryota; Metazoa; Chordata; Actinopteri; Pleuronectiformes; Scophthalmidae
Product: monoacylglycerol lipase ABHD2
Exons: 12
Coding region: 318-1613 (431 amino acids)
Biological process (GO): medium-chain fatty acid catabolic process; steroid hormone receptor signaling pathway; acylglycerol catabolic process
Cellular component (GO): sperm plasma membrane; sperm flagellum
Molecular function (GO): monoacylglycerol lipase activity; acetylesterase activity
Source: RefSeq, a predicted model, not a curated record
GUGGAAUCGGAGAUGACAAACCGCCGCCAGAGCUGCUGUUGCUAGCCUUGGCACCGAAUCAGAGGGCGUCCCGUACCCACACCGGACCGGACAAAACGACCAGCCCAACGAAUAAUAAAUAAAUAAAAUGCCACGAAUAUAAAUGAGGACUUCCCAGCAGCAAGGAGCGGAUUGACUGUUGCUCCCGGCGGAGACAGAUUUGACCACGUCACUGUGACUUCAGACUUUUGGAACAAGGUGUUACAGGAGGCUAACUUGAACAUACAAAAUCUGUUGCUACAGCGCCUUUGGCACCAAGAGGAAUAUUUAGCGCCAUCAUGAACACCCACAAGUCAGACGUGCACACCAUCUCCCCGGAGCUGCCGGCCAUGUUUGACGGCAUGAAGCUGGCGGCGGUGGCCACGGUGCUCUACAUCAUCGUCCGCUGCCUGAACCUCAAGAGCCCCACCGCGCCCCCGGACCUUACCUACCAGGACACGGCCCUCAACCGAUUCCUUCUCAAGUCCUGUCCUCAGUUGACCAAAGAGUACAUUCCUCCCUUACUGUGGGGAAAGAGCGGCCACCUCCAGACAGCACUGUACGGUAAACUUGGCCGCGUGUACUCCCCCCACCCCAGUGGAAUCAGGAAGUACUUACCCAUGCAGGAUGGGGCCACUGCGACCUUUGACCUCUUUGAGCCACAGGGGGACCACCGAACAGGAGGUGACAUCACCAUGGUGAUAUGCCCUGGUAUUGGUAACCACAGUGAGAAGCAUUACAUCCGGACCUUUGUGGAUCACGCCCAGAAGGACGGUUACCGCUGUGCUGUCCUGAACCACCUGGGAGCUCUUCCCAACAUUGAGCUUACCUCUCCACGAAUGUUCACUUAUGGGUGCACAUGGGAGUUUGCAUCCAUGGUUGGUUACAUCAAGCGGACGUAUCCUCAGACCCAGCUGAUUGCGGUCGGCUUCAGUCUGGGUGGGAACAUUGUAUGCAAGUUUCUGGGCGAGAACAGGAUGAACCAGGAGCGAGUGCUGUGUUGCGUCAGCGUCUGUCAGGGGUACAGCGCUCUCAGGGCCCAGGAAACAUUCCUGCAGUGGGAUCAGUUCAGACGCUUCUAUAACUUUCUCAUGGCUGACAACAUGAAGAAAAUCAUCCUCUCACACAGACACAGUCUGUUUGGAGGAAGUUCCGUUAAAGUGAUCGAUGCAGACCUUAGUCGACUGUACACAGCGACUUCCCUCAUGCAGAUCGACGACAACGUCAUGAGGAAAUUCCAUGGCCACAGCUCUCUCAAAGAGUACUAUGAGAAGGAGAGUUGUGUUCAUUAUAUUCACAAUGUGAAUGUGCCACUGCUGCUCGUGAACUCUGCAGAUGAUCCUCUGGUUCAUGGCUCACUGCUGACCAUCCCUCGCACAUUAGCAGCAAAGAAGUCGAAUGUGAUCUUUGCCCUGACGCUGCACGGAGGCCACCUGGGCUUCUUCGAGGGCGCGGUGCUCUUCCCCCAGCCCCUCACCUGGAUGGACAAAGUGAUUGUGGGCUACGCCAAUGCCCUGUGCCAGUGGGAGAAACAGAAACCGCCGUGCCAAAGUGGCCACCUGAGUGAGAACUCCUGCACGGAGGGAAAAGCCUAAACCUCUGACCUCUGUCUGUCUCUCUCUCUGUCUCUCCUCCCUCUCACCCUAUCCAACACCACUGUCCCAGCACUGAGGAGACACCUGAACUAAAACUGCUCUCUCUUCUCUGCCUUCUCCUCUGGUGCUACUCUCUGCUACUGACCCACAUGUUUCAAGCCUUCACCACAGUUCCCAUUUGUAAUCACCGUCACCUUACAUUAUGUCAAGGAACAAAAAACGACUAACUGCCUUUGUGCUCGUUUCCGUUUGCGAGAACUUUGACGUUUUGUUUCUUUACAUGUACACGGCAAUGAUCCCUGGCCGAUGGAGGCAUUGACCAAAUAUGACGAAAGGUAAACUCAAGCUGGCAUCAGAGGGAAAAGGAGAAUUCCUCUUUAGGUAGUCCAGUGAAAAAUAAGAGCACACGAGAAGCCUCCUUUUUAACGUAAAUAUAAGCUGUGGUGUAGAAGGUGUCCGUCUAUUGCACCUUUAAGGAGCUCCCUGCUUAUCACCGGCAAGGCCAUGUAGCCUAGUCUGCUGUCUUAACCAACACAGCGUCUUUGUAGUAUGUUUGUACCUCACAGAUGUAGUUCACAUGUCUGUGUGCGCCCAUGUAGACGGAGAGUUGGAGGCUCGUGACAGAGCAUGUGAUCCUUGUGUUUGGUUGGUGUGAUCCAAAUUCUCUGUUCACGGUCUGUUGGCCCUCGUAAUGUCUACUCCUCUGGGUGGACUGUCGCUCUGUGGUUUGUAGAAAAUGUUCAGUAGAAAACAUCGUAAUUGUUAUGGUUUGAUUUUACACUUUACUUCCAGUUCAUAACAUCCUUCUGGCACUUGAGAAUGUUCGGUGUCCUACCAGACAUGACCAGGGAUCAACCCCACACGGGAUUCAUACACAUUCCCUUGGUCGCAUUCUAUCACUUUGAUUCAGUGCACUUUAAACCCUGUAUGCCACAAGCUUUUCUUUUUUCUAUUUUUUAACUCACACAUCGUCUCGUAGGGUUGAGAAAAAGAACUGGAGGGAGCAACGAUGAUGACGAGAAGUUAGAUGACUCAAGUGUUCCCCGUGUUUUCUGUCGUCAGUGUCUUUGAGCCCUCCUACUCUUUGGUUUGCCUUUGAUCAGCUGCAGGUCCUGUCAAAACUCUGAUAUCUUUCUCUGACUGCGUAGACACGAACACAGACUCUCCAACCUGAACACGCCUAAUUUAACAGAAAUAUUUGAAUAGAACUUUGCAGCAGAUUUUUGAACUCUUUAACCUUCAGUCUACUGUUUGGUCCGUGUGGUUCUAUUGAAGGGAAAAUUCAGCAGUGUGAAGCAGACUUUUAGAUUAUUUAUUUUUUUAAAUAAUCUGAGCUGUGAGGUGUGAUGAGUAGGAGGACUGAGGAUACAAACGCUGAACCAAAUGUUUAUUUUAGUGGGUCGUUUGUAACAUACUGGUGAUUGUUAUAUUGUAUAAAUAGAUGGAGGACACUGCAUGCAAGAAAGAAUAGACAAGAGUUUAAUGCAAGGGAAUAUUUUUAGUUUCAAAGACCACAUUGAAAAGCAUUUUCUGUUUUUAUAACUGGGCCUAGUGUUGAAGCUGUUGCUGCAAUUAACAACCUAAAACUAGUCGCAAUCCAGUUUUGAUCACAACGUACUGGGAACUGUGGACUUUUAAAAACCUGAAUCUGACUGAGAGUCUGGUGCAAACCUUGUUUUAAGGGAUUAUUCUUCCAUGGCAAAGUCCAGCCAAGUAAAUCUGUCGUCUAAAACCUGCUACUGAACACUGUGAUGAGACAGAUGGGCGACAAGGGGAUUGACAACAGUGCAUCUCGUGAGCCGUUUAAGGCCAAGGAUUGUGUUUUUUUUAAGACCUGGCAAGUAGAAGCGUUUAUUCCAAUUGCCCAAAUUUGGCACAGUGAGGCAAUUCAUAAAUGGGACACACACACACUGUCCAUCAUUGAGAUGUGCAUACAGAACAGUCUUUCAGUUUUUGUUUACACUCAAAUACGUUGCCUCUGAUUCUGCAAACACAACACGAAUAAAGUCUUUGUCUUUGCACUUUGCAACAUUAUGGCUGAAGAAUAAUUAUCCAGAUUCAUUCUGGGAGAGAGUGGAUUGAGUUGAGAUUAUUUCUGCCAAAGAAAAGCACUGUAAUAGUGAAUAUGAUCACUACUUAAAUCAAGUUUUUUUUUUUCUUUGGCAUAAUUUGUUGGUUUAUCGAGAACUGUUUUGUUUAGAUGUCACGGCUUGAACUUCCACGACCGUGACAGAGAUUAUUCUGUGACUUUAUAAUGAAAUCCCCUCAGGGGGGAUUCACCGAUCUGAGCCACCAGCCACUUUCUUUUCCUCUAAUGACUUUUCAUCCUGCAUCGCUCAGACCACAGAUCACUGUUGCCAUCUGUUGUCAGGGAAAGCGAACUACAACUGCCAGUCAUUAAAAAGGCAAACGUCCUCUCAUUCGGGGUGAAUGUGACAUUAAAACAUUGAGGUAAUUCAGUUCACGGUUCACUCUGUCCACAGCUCUCAUCUCGACGGCAUCAAAAAAAAUGUCUGGUUUAGAUUUAUUCUGCUUUAUAGAAAAAUCUGAUGCCGAUUGACGACACCAGCGCAAACCCAGUUUUCUGCAGUGGAAGCCAUUUUAUGUUCGUUGAAGAUGUCUGUCCCCCCGCCCCCACAUUUUCCACAAAGAAGCAGGUUAAGAUGUUUUAUUUGGAUGUAUUUUUUUUCUAGUUGAUUCUUUUGUGUAUUUUUUUUUGUAUUUUGUAUUGUUGUUUAUGACGUUUUGUCUUGUGCAAAUGCAUCAGAGUGUGAGUGCUGAUGAGUAAACAAGUGUGUACUGUGUCAUAUCACCACCUCUGAUUGACAAUAACCAAAACUUCUUCACUUUAAAAACAAACUAAAAAAGCUAAAGAAAUGUAUAAAUAGAGAGUAUAUUGAAAUAUUUGAGGGACAAGGGAGGAAAAUUAAAGGCAAUAACCAACCAGGACAAAUUUCUGUUUUCAUUUAAUGCUAAUGUGGCAGGAAAUGGUGUCAAAGUCAAUUAGACCAAAACAUGUCACGUUCAAUUGCCUCACGUGUGUGGGAUCUGACAUGAGUUUUACUCUGUUGAUAUGAUCAUGUGCUCCUCUGUAUUUUUUCCUAACCGCAGUGUUUCAGACAUCUUUCUUUUCAACAUUGUGGGCUCGGCUCCAAUUGCUUGGAAACUGAGAGAGUUAAAUAUAAACCUAAGUGACUUAAAUGUCAAUGAAUCCAUGCACUACGGCCGCUCAGUGUUGUUCUUUUGAAUUAAUUUCUCAAGUUUAAAUCUGAUCAGCCUAAGCAGGCGGAUGAGAGCCCACAGUGUCGACCUACAGUAAUAAUCAUUAUGCAGCUUUAAUUUAGGUGUUUACACACAUUUUGAUGCUGAAACUAGACGGAGCACAUAGUCACACAACAUGACUCAAUGGUGUGUGUCCGUGUGUGUGUGUGUGUGUGUGUGUGUGAUCCAUUUAUGAGAGAAAAUAUGGUUGUUGUGUUCCAAAAUAAAUUAUUUUCUCAAAUGAAAAA